UUUUAUCAUUCAUAUAAAACCUCGCAAUCAUACAAGGUCUAUAUGGAAAACUCAAACAAAAACGUUUUUUUCGUCCUGGCGAUUCUGGCAGGGGUUUAUAUGAUUGGGACGUGUGAGGGAGCUCCCGAGCCCCGUUACAGGUUUGUGAGACCGAGUGCCGAGGAGAAUGAUUAUGUUUACAAAUAUAUUCCAGACAUCAGGAAACUUCUAGAACUCAAUCCGACCCCCAGAGUGUUUUUAACAGAGAAACGAGGGAUUGAUUUUGGACUCGGACGAGGGUACUCAGGUUCUCAGGCUGCCCGACAUAUGCUUGGCCUGCAGCAAGCAAGCUUUGCUGGAGGACCAGGAAAAAGAUCCGACCCGUACAUGAAUUUGGAUCAGGAGAUGUAUUAAACCCUGCUGGGGAGCUGGUUUAGAACCCGCAGAAAUAUUUGAUUACAAUGUUUAGAUUGAAACCUUAGAAAAUCAUGUGAUCUGCCGCAACAUGUACAUACAAUAAAAUAUAGAUUUACUAGUUCGUCUUA
Molecule: messenger RNA, 524 nt
Organism: Eurytemora carolleeae
Lineage: Eukaryota; Metazoa; Arthropoda; Copepoda; Calanoida; Temoridae
Gene: Dh31
Exons: 7
Coding region: 43-393 (116 amino acids)
Biological process (GO): body fluid secretion
Molecular function (GO): diuretic hormone activity; G protein-coupled receptor binding
Source: RefSeq, a predicted model, not a curated record